Molecule: messenger RNA, 1733 nt
Organism: Bipolaris sorokiniana ND90Pr
Lineage: Eukaryota; Fungi; Ascomycota; Dothideomycetes; Pleosporales; Pleosporaceae
Exons: 2
Coding region: 230-1591 (453 amino acids)
Molecular function (GO): oxidoreductase activity, acting on the CH-CH group of donors; flavin adenine dinucleotide binding
Source: RefSeq, a predicted model, not a curated record
UAAACAAUUCCGAAGUAUCCUGCCAGACUCCAAAACUCCAAAGUAGCCUCGGCUUCAACCGAGCGCGCCGCUAACGCGUCUUUUGGUAUGCAUGCAGCAUGCAACAGCGAGUCAUGCGAAUCGUAGUCAUGACUUUCGAUUUACACGUUCAAGUCGCGUCUUUUCCCUCUUCCCACGACGCAUGCUCGUAUCGUAGAUCGCAUUCAUGUCACCCUCAACAUCCUCAAACAUGGACAUAGACAUCAACAGUCAUCCAGCCUUCUCGCGCAUACCACCAUGGGUCAAAGCAAAGUUGCGCCCGAUUGCAAUCUCAAAGAUACACCAAGUAUACGAAUGGGUUGAGACUGAGUGUAUACCAGCAGAGCGCAUAUACAAAGCCCAACUCAGCGCAAGCAAGACGAGAUGGGGGACUCCAGCCAUCAUCCACGAGCUGCGAAAAAAGGCCAAGGCGCAAGGACUAUGGAAUCUAUUUCUGCCGAACCAUUUCGUUGAGAGUCCUGGGUUAACGAAUCUGGAGUAUUCAUGUUGUGCAGAGAUAAUGGGAAGAGUAUACUGGGCAGCGCAGACCAUGAACUGCCACGCCCCAGAAACCGGCAACAUCGAACUCCUCGCAAAAUACUGCACCCCGUCUCAAAAACAAAAAUGGCUUCACCCCCUCAUGAACGGCGACAUGUCCUCUGCCUACAGCAUGACCGAACCCAAUGUCGCCUCCUCAGACGCAACCCAAGUCGGCAUAAAAAUGGAGAUCACAGACAAAGAAGUCAUCAUCAAUGGCCGCAAGCUCUACGGCAACUGUCAAUACAACCCAGAAAUGCAACUCUUCAUCUUAAUGGGGUGUUCUGACCCAUCCAACCCCAAUCCCUGGAACAGACACACAACGCUCGUCGUACCCGCCAACUCUCCCGGCCUCCGGCAGAUCAGGAAUCUAAGCAUAAUGGGCUACGACUGGGCGCCUGAGGGCCACGGCGAAUACGUAUACGAGAACGUGCGGGUGCCGCUGGAAAACAUCAUCUUAGGUCCAGGCCGCGCCUUCGAAAUCGCUCAAGGGCGACUGGGUCCCGGUCGUAUACACCACUGCAUGCGGCUCAUAGGCCAAGCCGAACGCGCCUUCGAACUCGCACUCGUACGAUGCAUGGAGCCGCGCAAGAAACCGCGGGGUAAGUUCAUCGGUGAGUUCGACAGUAAUAUCGAGCGGAUAGCGGAUAUGCGCAUGACGAUUGAUGCAAUGCGGCUGGUCGUUCUCAACGCAGCGGAUACCAUGGAUCUGCAGGGUAACAAGGCGGGCAAGUAUGCUAUUGCGCAGAGCAAGAUUAUGGUGCCGAAUGCGCUGCUCAAAGUUAUCGACGAGGCGAUGCAAAUCUAUGGUGGGCAGGGGCUCACGCAGCAUACCCCUUUGCCUGAGAUUUGGACGUAUGCGCGGUUUGUGAGGGUUGCGGAUGGCCCGGAUUCCGCGCAUAGGCAUCAGGUUGGAAGGGAUCAGAUGAAGACGGCGCAGGGGUUUAGGGAUAAGGCGAAGGGGUAUACGGAGAGGUAUAGGGAGCUGUGUAGGAAGUGGGGAUUAGAGCCGGAGGAGUUUGAGGGGAUAUUGUAGAAGACGUUUCUUCUCUUUAGGUGGAUGAAACGACAUUAAACAGGUACAUCACUCAUAUAUUGUGCAACUAGUAAGAAUAAAGUAAGAUGUAUAAGAACAAUAUAAUACUAUUGUUUCUUCGAGUUGUUGAAAGAUAGGAAAA